Messenger RNA from Macrobrachium nipponense, 4374 nucleotides. Its product is annotated as ATP synthase subunit beta, mitochondrial-like. The transcript is spliced from 10 exons. Gene Ontology annotation, molecular function: ATP hydrolysis activity; ATP binding; proton-transporting ATP synthase activity, rotational mechanism. The annotation marks the transcript as partial. The record is from RefSeq and is a predicted model, not a curated record. Lineage: Eukaryota; Metazoa; Arthropoda; Malacostraca; Decapoda; Palaemonidae. Gene Ontology annotation, biological process: proton motive force-driven mitochondrial ATP synthesis; proton transmembrane transport.
UUUGCCCCCAGGGCAGCACCACACUCCCCUGAAGCAGCUGUUGCCCCAGAAGUGGCAGCAUCAGCGGCUGCCCCAGAAGUGGCAGCACCAGCAGCUGCCACCCCAGAAGUGGCAGCACCAGCAGCCCCUGAAGUUGCUGCCCCAGAAGCAGCAGCUGCAGCCCCUGAAGCAGCUGCUGCCCCAGAAGCAGCAGCACCUGCCCCAGAAGCAGCAGCACCUGCCCCAGAGGCAGCACCAGCAGCCCCUGAAGCUGUUGCCCCAGAAGUGGCAGCACCGGCAGCUGCCCCAGAAGCAGCAGCAGCCCCAGAAGCAGCAGCUGCAGCCCCUGAAGCAGCUGCACCUGCCCCAGAAGCCGCUGCACCUGCCCCAGAGGCAGCACCAGCAGCCCCUGAAGCUGCUGCUGCUGCUCCAGAACCAGCUCCACCCGCUGAAGCAGCUGCAGUACCUGAGCCAGCUACCACAGCAGAACCUGAACCAGCAGUGGAAGUAAAAGCUGCUCCUGAGGCAGUGGAGGCACCUGCACCAGAAGCAGCUGCAGCACCGGCAGCAGAAGAACCAGCUGCUGCAGUAGAAGCAGCACCAGCAGCAGCAGCUGAGGAACCAGCUGUUGUGGAAGCUGCACCGGCAGAAGCCGAGCCAGCAGCGACAGUCGAGGAAAUAGUAGCAGAGGUCGCUAAACCAGUAGAAGCAGAAACGAUCUCAGUUGCCGAGGAUGCAGCAACUGCGGCUGCUGUCGCAGCUGUAGAGGAAGCAGCAGCAGCGGAAACUCCGCUAUCGGAAGCUCCCUCUGGAAUUCAACCAGGUCAAGUUACAGCCGUUAUUGGUGCUGUAGUCGACGUACAGUUCAAAGGGGAACUUCCUCCAAUCUUAAAUGCCCUUGAAGUGGAAAACCGUCAGCCUCGCCUUGUACUUGAAGUAGCGCAGCAUCUUGGUGGAAAUACUGUACGCACCAUUGCCAUGGACGGCACAGAGGGAUUGGUCCGUGGCCAGAGAGUGAUUGAUUCAGGUGGCCCCAUUUCCAUUCCAGUAGGACCUGCAACCCUAGGAAGGAUCAUUAAUGUCAUUGGUGAACCCAUAGAUGAACGUGGUCCUAUAGAAACGCCUACAUAUGCUGCCAUCCACGCUGAAGCCCCAGAGUUCAAAGACAUGAAUGUGGACCAAGAGAUUUUGGUUACUGGAAUCAAAGUUGUUGACAUGUUGGCACCUUAUUCCAAAGGAGGCAAGAUUGGCCUCUUCGGUGGUGCAGGUGUGGGCAAAACUGUAUUGAUUAUGGAACUCAUCAACAAUGUUGCAAAAGCCCACGGUGGUUACUCUGUAUUCGCUGGAGUGGGUGAGAGGACGAGAGAAGGCAAUGAUCUGUACCACGAGAUGAUUGAAUCUGGUGUCAUUUCUUUGACGGACGAAACCUCAAAGGUCGCCCUUGUCUACGGUCAGAUGAACGAACCACCAGGUGCUCGUGCCCGUGUAGCCUUGACAGGUCUCACGGUGGCAGAAUAUUUCAGAGACCAGGAAGGCCAAGACGUAUUAUUCUUCGUUGACAACAUUUUCAGGUUCACACAAGCUGGUUCUGAAGUGUCUGCCCUGCUGGGUCGUAUUCCAUCAGCUGUGGGUUACCAGCCAACGUUAGCCACUGAUAUGGGUAGCAUGCAAGAGAGGAUUACCACAACUAAGAAGGGAUCUAUCACUUCUGUGCAGGCCAUUUACGUCCCAGCUGACGACUUGACUGACCCUGCCCCAGCCACUACAUUCGCCCAUCUUGACGCCACUACUGUGUUGUCGAGAGGCAUCGCAGAGUUGGGAAUUUACCCUGCUGUCGAUCCCUUGGAUUCGACGUCGAGGAUCAUGGAUCCAAAUGUCAUUGGACCUGAUCACUACACAACAGCUCGAGGAGUUCAGAAGAUCUUGCAGGACUACAAGUCUCUCCAGGAUAUCAUUGCUAUCCUUGGCAUGGACGAAUUGUCAGAGGAGGACAAGCUGACGGUGGCUAGGGCGCGCAAAGUGCAGAAGUUCAUGUCACAACCUUUCCAAGUUGCUGAAGUUUUCACAGGUUACGAAGGGAAGUUCGUUUCUCUUGAGAACACCAUCAAGAGCUUCAAGGAGAUUCUAGGUGGAAAGCACGACAACCUUCCUGAAGCAGCCUUCUACAUGGUAGGCGACAUCACAGAAGUGCAGGCGAAAGCAGAGGAGCUUUCUCAGUAAACAAAUCUAGAAUUGCGAUGGAAUUCGAUACCAGUUUCGUAGUAAUUUGUGAAUGCUAUGAAUACUCUUUCCUGUGCCUCAUGUUCAGGCCAGAUUGUCAAGCAGGAGCAGCACAAACAAGUUUGGUAAUGGGAGCUUCUGACUCUUAACUGUUAAUAUCCUGCCAGAAUUAUUACUGAUGUUGAGAAGUGGUACAGUAACUCUAUAAAUUUCAGUCAUUCUUCAGAAUCCUUAUAUAUUUUUGAAUGAGUAGGCAAUUAGAAAGGCCUCCAAUGGUAUAACCAUGAUUAAAAUCAUCAAUAAAGUUUCUCUUCAUAAAAAUGUAGGAAAUAUCUCCUUGUGCAGGCAAAUGAUCUAAUAAUCACUUGAUCGUAGAGGCAAAUAGAUUUUUGGAAUAAUUCUGGUUGUUAGCUCAGAUUGUGAGAAAAAAAUGUUAAGUAGACAUUUUUAUGAUGUUGUAUAAGGGUCAACUGAAUGUAGCAGAAGGUAAAAUGUUAUUGUAAAUAGUGUGUGAGAUAUAUAAAUGAAUUAGAAUGUGGUGGUGUGUCUGUAUGUUAAGAAAGGUACAGGUAGUUUUGUACAUUGAAUAACAUAAAUGAAAAAAAUAUUCACGAGCAAACAAUAAAUAGUUGUUUGUGAAUGGAAAUGACGUGUAAAUGCACAUUGAAUUUCAGCAAUUAAAUGGUUGUCAUCAUAUUAGGAAUAUGUUCUGUCCAUCACAAAUCAUAAAAAUGUCCCUGUCAAGUUUUGAAGACAUAGUCUUGAUAUUUCUAUAUUUUACUACAAGUUUUAUAUAACUUUUUUUUUUUUUCAUUUCCCUUUGAGUUGUCAUAAUUCUUGCAUUGAAUUUCUUUCUGCAUGGAUUGUGAGCGUAGGGCCAUUUGUAGAUAAUUUGUCAGUUCAUCAUCAGCCUGGUGCUUUUGUAAUGCAGUCAAGCCAAAAAACAGUUGUAUUUUGUAUUUUCUAAUACUUUUGAAACCCGUUUUCAAGUCUGUAAUUAGGUUUUCAGGACACGAUUUAAUAUGAACUACUAAUUUUCCUGUUUUAGAUAUAUAUUUUUGAAAAUUUUCAGGCUCUCAGAAAUAUACCUCAGGGAUAUAAUGUACUUUGUAGAUAUUUUAGAUAUAUUUACUUACAAGCAUUUCACAUUUAUUUUACAUUUUUCUCCAUGUCUCAAGUUGAAUGUUUGUACAUAGCAAGAAUCUUUUCCGUACAGAGUGUGAGAAAGAUUUCGUGUUGAUAAACAUUCUGAGAGAUUUUGUGAAAACGUAUUUUGGCACCAAAUAAAGCUUCAGAAUUUAGCUUUCUUGUGCCUGCCAUGAAUAUUGAGGAUUAUCAAAGUUACAGAAUUUAAACCUUUUCAGGAGUAUGAAGCAUAAUUUGAGACAUUUCACAAGUAUUUAACUUCGUGCCAUAAAUAUAAUGGGCUUCCCAAGCUAGAGAAUUUUGAUUUUUUUUCUUGAAUAAGAAGCAUAAUGAGAUAUUUCACAUUUUUUGUCAUGCAGAAAAAAUGUAUUACAUACGUUUUAAAUCUGUAUUGUAGAAAGUUCCUGUACUUAUGUGUGCUACAGGAUCUUCUUCAGUAUACAGAGAACAACCAUCAUGCUUUUGUAAUAUUUUGGAAGCAAGUAUCAUAACGAUGUGCCUUGCAAUACCUUUAAAAAUAAAACCAGUUGUCCAUUUAUUUCUGUACAGUGAAAGAACGAAGGAAAAUACUUUCAAACAGUUUGAAAUACGUCGUACCCAUUUAGAAAGGUACACAUAUAGGUUUAGAAAUGACUGAAAUAUCUUUUUCCUAAUUUCACAGCCAAAAAUGUGUAAAAAUAUGGCAAUAAUGAGUUGGAAAUCAUAAUAAAAAUAUUAAAUUUAAUAAUUUUAACCAAUUUACUCUAAACCAAUAGCUAUAAGAAUAUGGUAAAUUUACGACCAUUUUUAAGCUUUGCAUUCCAUUCUUAAGACUAACAGACUUCUAUUCUGGGACUUACGGACUUUCUGGUAUGGGAAACUGAUGCAACUGUUUUAUAAUGGUUUCACUCCAAGGACUCAACUUGUGAUAAAUACAUUUCUGAAGUGUCAUUUUACAGUUCGAAUGUAUUAUACCUGUUUCUCCAGAGGUUUGAUACUUUGAGAAAUAAUAUACUUUUCGUUUCUGUGAAAUAUACUAGGACUGGGAAA